Budorcas taxicolor (takin) is the source of this 3148-nucleotide messenger RNA. RefSeq names its product zinc finger protein 239 (gene ZNF239). Bases 1033 to 2220 code for a protein of 395 amino acids. NCBI's taxonomy places the organism in Eukaryota, Metazoa, Chordata, Mammalia, Artiodactyla, Bovidae. The transcript is spliced from 4 exons. The record is from RefSeq and is a predicted model, not a curated record. Gene Ontology annotation, biological process: negative regulation of transcription by RNA polymerase II. Gene Ontology annotation, molecular function: DNA-binding transcription repressor activity, RNA polymerase II-specific.
CCUUGUGAGGGGCCAACCCUCCCGUCCCCACAGUCCUGCCCUCGCUGAAAAGAGAUUGCGUCAGAGCCCCUGCAUCCCCGACAGAGCCACUGUCAGGCGUCUCGGGCAGCCGAAAUAUCUCCGAGAGGCGACACAUUGAUCCGGAGAGCUACCGCUCUAACUAGAACUUGAGGGCAAAGGCUGGGGAAAUAGGCACAUCUUAGAGCUGCUGGGGGGCAGUGGGCUUUUCUUGCUUUCAUGGGUUUGCGAGGGAGGCUUGGCCUAUUUGAUCCAAAGCCCCGUGGAGAGGUGAGGGAGGCGCAGCGUGAAGCGACAGCAGAAGCAUCCCAGGAGAGGGCGUGUAAAGGUGGAAGACCUGAAAACGUUUUUCCCCCGGCAGUCUCGCUGGACUGGCUAGUCUGUGUCCAGCAAAGUGGACCUGAUUUUCACGGCUUUUUCGCUUUCCUUAACUCCACUUUUCCAGGAAUCUGUCCUUCCUGAAAGGAGAAAUUUACCAAGUUCCAGGAACCAGUAACAUUCAAGGAUGCCUCUGUGGACUUCACCAGGAAAGAGUGGGGUUGCUGGACUCUGUUGAGAGGAAGCUGCACAGAGCUGUGAUGCUGGAGAACUACAGCCACUUGGCCUCAGUGGUCUUCCAUUCACAGCAUGACACUGGAGUGCACCACCCUCAGCUGAUGCUCAGCCCUUCCUUGGUGCGUGUAUAUUCAGCUUACAGGGGACACCUCUGCUGACUGGGCUUGCCAUGAAUCUAAUAAGAAUCCAGAUGGAGACUUGAAUGAAAAUUUUGUGGAGAAUGAAGAUAAAGUCCUUAUGUUAUCUAUUACCUCAAGAGCUUUCCUGCUGGCAAAUUUUGGAAGAGGUGGCUUAGUACAGUAACGAGGAGUCAGAAUUAAAUUGUGAAUAUUCACAGGGAGGUGUAAGUAACCCUGAACUGGACGUUUCUACUUGUCAGAAGUGGAGAAAAGUAUCUUCUCAUAUUUCCAGGAACCACAAGCAGUGUGGUGCCUCUUCAGAGUGAUAAUUUAAAAAAACAUGGGGAGUGAAGAAUAUUCAUCUUUGAAAGUCCCGAUCCAGAUGGCCACCCAGGACUCCUCAUUCUGUAAGAAUGAGCCCCAGGAUCCUCAGGAAAGCACUGAGAGGAAACUGACAGGGGGAAAAAGUCCUCCCAUUGAGCAUUGUUCAGAGAACCUUCAAGAUCAUCUUGUGGCUGAUGUAAAAGAAGUGGUCUUGCCAUUGUUCAAAGCGGAGACAAUCUGCCAUAUUGGCCAGCUGAAAGAAUCCCUGGAGCCCUUUGACUAUAACCACAAAAACGUUAGUGGUUGGAAAUCCCGGGUGGCCAGUCAUCAUCAUCAGAGAGCUCAUACAGAGCAGAAGCCCUGUAGCCAUCAAGACUGUGGGAAAACAUGUACCGCCAGCCCAGGUGGUCACCCUGGUGAGAAAAUCCGCCCUUCAGAGAAAGUAUACAGAUGUAGUCAGUGUGGUAGGGACUUCAGUGAGCGCUCAGAGCUGGUCCUGCAUCAGAGGGAGCACACUGAAGAAAAGCCCUACAGGUGUGACCAGUGCGGGAAGGGCUUCACGAGGAGCUCGAGUCUGCUCAUCCACCGUGAAGUCCACGCAGAUGAGAAGCCUUACAAGUGCGACAAGUGCGGGAAGGGCUUCACCAGGAGCUCGAGUCUGCUCAUCCAUCACUCAGUCCACACAGGGGAGAAGCCUCAUAAAUGCGACAAGUGCGGGAAGGGCUUUACUCAGAGCUCCAAGCUGCACAUCCACCAGCGCGUGCACACCGGCGAGAAGCCCUACGAGUGCGGGGAGUGUGGGAUGAGCUUCAGCCAGCGCUCCAACCUGCACAUCCACCAGCGCAUCCACACGGGGGAGAGGCCCUACAAGUGCGGGGAGUGCGGGAAGGGCUUCAGUCAGAGCUCCAACCUGCACAUCCACCGCUGUUCACAUACGGGGGAGAAGCCUUACCAGUGCUACGAGUGCGGGAAGGGCUUCAGCCAGAGCUCAGACCUCCGCAUCCACCUGAGAGUCCACACUGGGGAGAAGCCCUAUCACUGUGGCAAGUGCGGGAAGGGCUUCAGCCAGAGCUCCAAACUCCUCAUCCACCAGAGAGUCCACACUGGGGAGAAGCCCUAUGAGUGCAACAAAUGUGGGAAGGGCUUCAGCCAGAGCUCCAACCUCCACAUCCACCAGCGGGUCCACAGGAAAGACCCCCACUAAAUGAGGUCUUCAAUCACAUGCUCUUACUCCAGAGACUUCAAUAUUUCUAACAUCACUCUUACUUCCACAUUCUCAGGAUACAGUAAGAGUUAUUCAGAUAUGUUGCCUCACUGAAAGCCAUUCACUCAAGGGAUUUAGGUACCAGCCACUUUGUCAUGCUACACAGUGAACUGAUUGCUGUUCUUGCUCAGAUGGGUAGAGUGAAAACGCCUGUGCUUUGCCAUCCAGCCAGUGUUACUAGAGCCGCAUAUCCUACCCAGCAUUUCUAAGUGCAAGAACCUUAUAUUUGUCUAAGCAGAACGCGUUUCCUUUGUUCACACUCUCUGAGAAUCUGGGACUUUGGCUCUCUCUUCACAUCAUGUGCCUUGUGUUUUUCAUAUUUCCCUUCCUGCCCUGAGUAGCCCUCUUUAAAUUAUGAUUGCACAAUAUGUUUCAAUAUUUGCUAGAACCCCCAAAAGUCAUUUGCUUUUGCAACACUGUUAUUGAGCCACACUUGGGUCUUCUGGGCCGAGCAGAGUAAAGCCAAUCUACUGACACCUGGUUGUAAAGGAAGUGCACCGUUUAUCGCAGGGCACCAAAGGAGUCCAAGCGGUUGGUGCUCAUCAGACCCAAACUGAUGGCUUUCAGAGAAACAUAAGGUGAGGCACAGGGGACUGUGGGGUGCAUGAUCAGCUCACGGACAUUCUUCUCAUUGGUUGAUGGUGAGGCAAUUAGGAGUCAAUAUCAUCAACCUUCAGUUUCUAACCCAUCUGGGGUCUGCUUGCUUAUGGGCAGCAAACAAUUAACUUCUUGCAUCUGGUGGCAGUUUCAGUAUCUGCAAAACAGCUCAAAGGACAUGGCUCAGAAUAUUAUCUGUAUUCUAGAGGAAUUACAGGUCUUUGCUUCACUUAAUGGCUAAACUAUUAUUGUCUUGUUUUGCUUGGCUUUU